GACAACUUCUUACCGAUGGAAGAAAGUGACAACUGCCCAAUAUGUCUUGAGAGAUUUACAUCACCUAAGAUUUUGGACUGUAGACACACGUUUUGCUUGAGAUGUUUAAAGUGUUAUUCAGAUGAGAUUGCACCAAAACAGCACAAACUGUCUUGUCCGCUUUGUCGCACAGAUUGCAAAAUACCAAAUGACGGACUUAGCCAUUUAGUUACAAACUAUUUUGUGAGUAGUUCCGAAGCAGUCAAAUAUUGCUUGAAUUGUCAAAAGCAUCUGAAAGUUUCUGGAAAUUGCAAAGUAUGUGGUUUGCCUUUGUGUGCGGUUUGUUCUGAAAAACAUUCCCAUUCUCCACCCAAGAAGGAGCAUCACGACAAUGGAAGUGAAAUACUUGACCCAAACAUAGAUUUUAGCUCAUCAUUUUUACAACGCUUAGGGAAUAUAAAAACAAUUGGUUAUUAUAAGCUGGAAACACAUUUUGUUGUUGAGUCACCACAGGAAAACGACUGUCAUAUUAUAUAUUCAAUACGACUCGCUUCUAGUACUGGUGGUAUUUUAGUAGUACCUUCUGGUAUCCCAUUUAUAUUACUUAUGAAUCAAUACGGAAAAACAAUAGAUAAAAUUCAUACACCAUAUCAGUGCGUGGGAAUAUACGAAACAAAUGGAGGUGAUUUAAUAGGAACUUUUCCCUUUAAAAGAACUAUACUUUCCUACAAAUUUGGUUUAUGGUCUUUGUUUGCCACGUGUCCAGAUUAUUUUCCCGUUGACAUAGUUCAGUUAACAAACGGAAACAUACUUACAUGUGGUAAGAAGGUGGAUAUGUCAUUUUCAGGAUUUGGACAUGGAUGUUUACAACUAUAUUCUAGUUUCGGGGAACCCCUACGAACAGUUGACAGACAGUAUGGGGUGUUCGAUUUUCCACAUAAAAUUGCAUAUGAUAAGGAGCAUGGAGUAAUUGCGAUUGCAGAUCAUGAAAACCAUACCGUUGUAAUUUUACAUGAAAAUGAUGGACACUAUGUAAUAUAUAAGGGUGGUAACCAAACAACUACGAAAAUGUCAACAUCUUCAAUUCAAAUAGAACGCCAGAUAUGUUUUCAUGCUUCAGGGAUCUGUACUACUUCUGAUGGCAAUUUCAUUGUUUGCUCGCCUGAAGGUCAGCUUCAUAUUAUCAACAAAUUUGGGGAAUUAGUUGCAUUAGGUACGACAGAUUGCGAGGAUUGCUUUGGAAAAGUGGUGCCGGAUAUAGCGUUUGAUGAUAAUGGGAUCGUAUGGAGCAGUGACUCGCUUUAUGGCACCAUCAAAACGUUUAAGUUGGAAAAAUUUGCGAAUAAUUUAGAUAACUGAAAUCCUGGUGGUCGCAAAUCGGAAAUCAUAUGUUUUAGAAUUAAAACUAUCUUCCUUAUUUUACAAUCUGAUAUAUGUAUCACAUUUGUUAAUAAUGUUUUUUUCGUAUGGUAAGUAGUUAUGUUGCAGAUGAUUUUGUUAUACGUUGAGUCAAUACUUUUGAAAUAGGCAUUAACAAAGCGGAUGGCGCGAUUUGUGAAAUAAUGUUUUUUUUCAAAUAAUGAGAGGAAUAAUAUUCAGUCGGAAAACUACUCCAGCUAGAAGAAUACAACUACAUCUUUAAAAUGCACCUUUAUGAACUGAAAAUCAGAAUGCUGGUUUAAUUGUCCCCUUCGUUAUUUAAAACAAAUUAUGAAGUGAUGUCCUUGAUUAGUAAUUACAGCGGAUGACCUUGAGUCAUUCCGGUGUUAUGUUGCUACAGACAUUUCUACCCACGUGACUUGCGUUUUUGACUGAUAACCGAACGUAUUUCGUAUAAUUACGCGGAUAUUAUCGAGUGCAAAAUAACAUUCCUUAUCGCUUGUUAUAUAUUAAUUUCAUCAAUAAAUAUUCAUGAAAAUAAUUUUAAAGAACAAAGAUAAAUGAUAUGAAAUGUUUUGUCGUGAGAAAUAUAUAUAUAUAUAUCAAUAACAAAUCAUGAAUACCGAAAAUUUGUGUUAACGCAUGCGGAAGAAUAUCUCGAGAACGUUUUGCAACAAAAGCGGGAAAAUAUGAAUGAGUACUCAAAUCUAAUCUAUUAGAAAAAAGAAUUAUUACAGAAGAGUGUCCACCAUGCACUUGCACUGCACUAUCAUUAGAAUAGUAGAAUAGAAUGAUAUACAAAUGGAUGAAAAUUUGACUGUAGUGUUAUUAAGAUGAUCUGCUAUAAUAUAUAUAACUGCUAUACAAAUAUUAAUAUGCAAUUCCCUUGUAAGACUUUUCAUAAACAAUUUGAUUUAUCUUAUUGUAACGACUAUUUUAAGCAAAUAAAGACUGUUUUUGUUUGA
Mytilus californianus (California mussel) is the source of this 2324-nucleotide messenger RNA. RefSeq lists its product as uncharacterized. The transcript is spliced from 2 exons. Lineage: Eukaryota; Metazoa; Mollusca; Bivalvia; Mytilida; Mytilidae. The coding region runs from base 16 to 1338 and encodes 440 amino acids. The record is from RefSeq and is a predicted model, not a curated record. Gene Ontology annotation, biological process: positive regulation of DNA-templated transcription. Gene Ontology annotation, cellular component: nucleoplasm; chromatin. Gene Ontology annotation, molecular function: protein binding; ubiquitin-protein transferase activity.